UUUCCAAGAUGGCUGCGCACACUUAGUUUCGAGUCAGUUUGGAAGAGUUUUUUCUUUAAAAAUCCUCUCCGAACGGAAGAUUUAGGUUAGGAAUCAUGAGGACUGUUCUGAUGGUGGCGGAGAAGCCCUCCCUGGCCCAGUCUAUCGCCCAGAUCCUCUCCGGGGGCAGUCUCAAGUCCAGGAAGGGAAUGAAUGGAGCCUGCUCGGUUCACGAAUACACAGGAAAGUUCCAUGGAGAGAUGGUGAAGUUCAAGAUGACGUCAGUGUGUGGUCAUGUGAUGUCACUGGACUUCCAGGGGGUCUACAACAACUGGGACAGGGUGGAUCCGGCAGACCUUUUCAGGGCUCCAACCAACAAGAAGGAAGCCAACCCCAACCUGAAGAUGCCAAAGUUUUUGGAGCUGGAAGCUCGAGGAGCAGACAUCCUGAUCCUGUGGCUGGAUUGUGACAAGGAGGGAGAAAACAUCUGUUUUGAGGUCAUCGAUGCCGUGAGACCCAGUAUGAACAGACCCAGGGGCAGGGAACAGUACAUUUACCGGAGCAAGUUUAGCGCCAUCACGGAGACGGACAUUCGUGGCGCCAUGAUGAGGCUGGGAGAACCCAAUGAGAACGAGGCCAUGUCGGUGGACGCCCGGCAGGAGCUUGACCUUCGGAUCGGCUGUGCCUUCACCAGGUUUCAGACCAAGUUCUUCCAGGGGAAGUACGGUGACCUUGACAGUAGCCUGAUCUCGUUCGGCCCAUGUCAGACCCCGACCCUGGGGUUCUGUGUGGACAGACAUGACCAGAUCCAGUCCUUCAAACCUGAGACUUACUGGGUCAUUCAACUACAGGUUAGCGGUAAGAACAACUCUCCCAUCUGGCUGGACUGGGAGCGUGUGAGGCUGUUUGACAGAGAAGUGGCUCAGACUUUCCUCAACAUUGUCAAGGCAGCCAAGGAAGCCAGAGUUGUGAGCGUGACUAAGAAAGAGAAGGCCAAACAGCGGCCCAUAGCGCUGAACACGGUGGAGUUACUGAGAGUGGCGAGCUCCUCGCUGGGCAUGGCUCCACAACACACCAUGCAGGUGGCUGAGAGACUGUACACACAGGGCUACAUCAGCUACCCUCGCACGGAAACUACACACUAUCCGGAGAACUUCGAUCUCAAAGGCACCCUGAGGCAACAGACAGGCAACUCAUCCUGGGGACCAAUAGUCAGAGAACUGUUGGACAAAGGCAUUCAGAAACCAAGGAAGGGUGCUGAUGCAGGUGACCACCCUCCAAUCACACCCAUGAAGUCAGCCACAGAGUCAGAGCUGGGAGGGGAGGGCUGGAGACUGUAUGAGUACAUCACAAGUCACUUCAUCGCUACGCUGUCAAAAGACUGUAAGUACCUGCAGACCACGGUGAGGUUUGACGCGGCAGGAGAGUCAUUCAGCGUGACGGGGAAGACGCUGAUCGACGCGGGCUACACGGCAGUCAUGCACUGGCAGGCCAUCUCAGCCGAGGAGAGCGUACCACACUUCGAGAAGGGGGACACCUGCACAGUCAAUGAGGUGAAGCUUGCUGAGAAACAGACCAGCCCUCCUGACUACCUGACAGAGGCAGAACUGAUCAGUCUGAUGGAGAAACACGGCAUCGGUACAGACGCCAGCAUACCUGUGCACAUCAACAACAUCUGCCAGAGAAACUACGUGACAGUUGGAGGGGGAAGGAAACUGAUCCCAACCCCACUGGGCAUCGUGUUGGUACACGGGUAUCAGAAGAUUGACCCUGAGCUUGUGCUGCCCCACAUGCGGUCAGCUGUGGAGACCCAGUUGAACCUGAUUGCGCAGGGGAAGGCUAACUUCCACGCCGUGCUGCAGCACGCUCUGGACAUCUUCCGCCUCAAGUUCCACUACUUCGUGGACUCCAUCUCUGACAUGGACCAGCUGUUUGAGGUGUCUUUUUCUCCCCUGGCGGCCAGCGGAAAGCCUCUGUCAAGAUGCGGGAAGUGUCGCCGGUUUAUGAAGUACGUCCAGGCCAAGCCCAGCCGCCUGCACUGUGCCACCUGUGACGAGACCUACAACCUCCCGCAGGGCGGCACCGUCAAGCUGUACAAGGAGAUCAAAUGUCCCCUGGACGAGUUUGAACUGGUCCUGUUCUCCACAGGGUCAAAGGGCAAGACCUACCCCCUGUGCCCCUACUGCUUCAACCACCCCCCCUUCCCGGACAUGAAGAAGGCGAUGGGGUGUAACCAGUGUACCCACCCCACCUGUACCCAGUCUCUCAUCAACAACGGAGUGGCCCAGUGUGUGGAGUGUGAGGACGGAGUGCUCGUUAUGGACCAGACAUCCGCACCAAAGUGGAAAAUGGCCUGCAACAAGUGUAAUGUUGUAAUCAAUGUGUUUGAGAAUGCUCACAAAGUGAGUGUGUCGGCCUCAGAAGACUGUGAAGAGUGUGGAGCUUCUAUCAUUGAUGUGGACUUCAAUAAGGCCAAGUCACCGUUAGAAGGAGGAGAGACGCAGCACUCUGGCUGUAUCUUCUGUGACCCCCUCCUCACCCCGCUCAUCGAGAGGCACUACGCCGCCACACGACACCCCAAGUUCAAACGUGGAGGGGGGGCGGGGCGUGGGCGGGGCAGGGGGAGGGGCAGGAGGGGAGGGGGGAGGGGGAAACCCAAGAACAAGAUGGACCAGCUGGCAGCGUACUUUGUGUAACAGAAGAUCAGUCAUGAUUGUACAAGUGUUCAACAUAGUUUUCUAAGGAACACAAUUUUUUUUUCCUUUAGGCCACACCCAUUUAAUUUGUUGUUUAUCGGAUUCAUCCUGUCCAUUUUU
This is a messenger RNA of Branchiostoma belcheri (Belcher's lancelet), 2795 nucleotides long. RefSeq names its product DNA topoisomerase 3-beta-1-like. Gene Ontology annotation, biological process: DNA topological change. The record is from RefSeq and is a predicted model, not a curated record. Lineage: Eukaryota; Metazoa; Chordata; Leptocardii; Amphioxiformes; Branchiostomatidae. Gene Ontology annotation, cellular component: nucleus. Gene Ontology annotation, molecular function: DNA topoisomerase type I (single strand cut, ATP-independent) activity; DNA binding.